Guyanagaster necrorhizus is the source of this 1685-nucleotide messenger RNA. RefSeq lists its product as uncharacterized. The record is from RefSeq and is a predicted model, not a curated record. Gene Ontology annotation, molecular function: cysteine-type endopeptidase activity. Gene Ontology annotation, biological process: proteolysis. Lineage: Eukaryota; Fungi; Basidiomycota; Agaricomycetes; Agaricales; Physalacriaceae. The transcript is spliced from 4 exons. Gene Ontology annotation, cellular component: cytoplasm. The coding region runs from base 55 to 1578 and encodes 507 amino acids.
CUUAGAAACUCCCCGUCAGCGCUUCGCUUCCUGAAAUCCAUCUUGUAUCACAGCAUGAGGUUCCAUCGUAUGCACACAGUCCACGACGAGCGACUAUGGCAUUCGAAAAUUGACACCAAACCAAGUUUCUCUUUGGAGACAUGGCAGCAUGCAGGGCCCGCUAACUCGGAGGUACACGGUGCCCCAUUGGUAUGGGAAGUUGACGGUACUUCCAGGGAUUUCACUGAGAUAAAUUCCAAUCCAGAGCAAUCUUCUUUGGACCGUAAUUUUGACGAUGAUUCGGAUGCUGUAGCCAUGGAGGAUUUUGAUUUCCCGGAGGAUAGACUUCAAGUUGAGAGCUUAGAGGAUGAACUCAAGGGUCUAACAGAGCACGAAAAGCAGCUAGCUGUGCAGUAUAGGAUGGCAGAAUCCGAUACCGAAUCUCGCCACAUCGACUCAGUAGCUGUCUUUGAAGAGACAAAGCACAGGGCGAUGAGCGAUGAUGAAUCUGCUUAUCCAUCGUUUGAAAAACUCCAUAGGCUCCGUCACCUGCGCACACAGCUUUAUGAGUUAGGCAAAGGGUUUGGGUCCAUCAAACUCAAGCCAUUUCCUAGAAUUACAUUAACAGAAAGACCACACGGCAUCGAUGCCUCGCGGUUCUGGGCUGUCAUCAUUGGAAUUGACGGAUACAAGAGGUAUCCACUGUGCGGCUGUGUGGCAGAUGCAUUAUUGAUGAAGACGUACUUGGAGAAAGAUCUCAAGGUUCCCAUAAACCGCAUACAACUUCUCCUUGGCAAGAAAGAUACGCCCUCUAACGAUCCUUCCAUUCCUUCACGCGACAAUAUCACGAACACGCUUUGCAGUCUCAUCAGCAACCCCAACAUCAAGAAAGGAGACAACAUCGUCAUAUUUUUUGCCGGUCAUGGCUCAAGCUACACUUGCUCGGAAUGUCCGAGAGAUGUUGAGGAAAGGAAGUCAAGCAUUCCAGAUGUACGCGUCUCGACACUCAGCUACAGCGCAAAAAACAAAGGCUACGAACGUAUCGACGCUUUCUGUCCUACCGAGGCUCUUUGCCCCAUCGACCGUGACAUCAUCGAUGCCAAUGGACACAAAAUUCCUGACAUCAGCGAUCGAGAGAUUAAUACGAUUCUCUAUGAAAUUUCGCGGGCUAAAGGGAAUCAAAUCACCGUCAUCCUCGACUGCUGCCACUCUGCUAGUAUCACUAGAGACCCAAAAUCUAGAGUGCGCAGUGCUCUUCCCCUGACCGAUGGGCGCGACGUUAUGUUUCUCAUUGGGAUGCAGAACCUGAUGCGCAUAUCCAACCGUACUUCAAUAAUGGAGCAGAGAUGGCGUCCAGACAUGUCUUCUCACGUAGUUGUGGCGGCGUGUAAUGACUACGAAUUCGCAGGGGAGCACGAGAUGGAGGGAGAGUUUCAUGGGUUUUUUACCCAUUCGCUCGUUAAGGCUCUCAGAUCAGGGUUCUGGACGAAAGAGAUGACAUAUGUCGAUCUUGUCCAGGGUCUACAAUCAAGGCGCAGGCAGACACCAGUUGUUGCUGGUGAUUAUAUGCGCUCGCGCCUUUGGUACCAGACAAUGUGAAUGAAUCAUCUCUUUGCAACUAAGGUUGCUAGGUCAGUUGAUGGAUAACGUAUAACAAUAGAUAAUAUCACCCUAAUAUUGGAAUUUGUAUGAUCGUAGAUUGGUAU